Messenger RNA from Cryptococcus wingfieldii CBS 7118, 1872 nucleotides. Its product is annotated as membrane transporter. Gene Ontology annotation, biological process: transmembrane transport. The record is from RefSeq and is a predicted model, not a curated record. Gene Ontology annotation, molecular function: transmembrane transporter activity. The transcript is spliced from 10 exons. Lineage: Eukaryota; Fungi; Basidiomycota; Tremellomycetes; Tremellales; Cryptococcaceae. The coding region runs from base 1 to 1872 and encodes 623 amino acids. Gene Ontology annotation, cellular component: membrane.
AUGCGAUCAGUCGCGGAAACUGCUCUUGGGCUCAAGCACGAGAGGCGCGAUAGCAAUGUAGAUGAAGAUGCGGAGGAUGAGCAGCUGAGGAUGGAGAUGGCGAUGGACCAUGAGGGCGCGGAGGAACAGGGAGGGCGAGGGCUGGAAGAGACGUUAGAGCGGGUCGGCUUUGGAGCGUACCAUUGGAGACUACUUGCAUUGUGUGGUUUUGGCUGGAUGAGCGACAAUUCUGCAUUGCAGUGUAUAGCGGUCAUUCUACCAAGAGUACAAAUACAUUUCAACCUGUCUUCUCAAGUGGUCGGACUGCUAUCAGCUUGUACCAUGGCUGGCAUGAUGAUCGGCGCAGUCAGCUGGGGUGUCAUCUCGGACAUCUUGGGCCGGUCUAUGCCUUUUAACUCGACUCUGUUCCUCACUGGAUUCUUCGGUGUCUGUGCAAGCUUCAGUCCCAACUUUACAAUUCUCUGUAUAUGGAUGUUCUGGCUUGGAAGCGCCGUCGGAGGAUCCAUGCCAACCGAUGGAACGCUCUUCCUGGAGAAUCUACCUCAUUCGAAGCAAUACCUACUCACUCUUCUAUCUGUCUUCUUCUCACUUGGCGCAGUCUUGUCAUCCGUCAUCAGCUGGUAUUUCUUACCCGGUUUAAGCUGUAAAGAAUUCGAAGGCUGUGAUUUUUCCAACCACGCAAACGACGGCUGGCGAAAAGUCCUCUUCUCCCUCGGCAUAUUCAAUCUGAUAUGCGCCCUCGCCCGCUGGUUCCUCUUCAAACUCCAAGAAUCCCCGCGCUACCUCGUCUCCACAGGCCGUUCCCAAGAAGCCAUCCUCGCCCUCCAAACCAUCGCCGAUUUCAACGACCAUUCCAUCAGUAUCCAGCACGCCGAUGUGCAGAGUAAUGAACCUUCUGCUGCUGACCCCAGUACGCGAAGGCCGUCGUUUAUGGGUCUUGGCGGUGAAGGAGGAGGGGCAGGGGAAGGAGGGUCGCCGGGAGCGGAGCAGGAUUAUGGAGGUGUGGGAAUGGGGCCGGAGAGGAAGGGGAUACCGUUGCAGACGACUACGUCGUUCUACAAGACACCGGGGACGGUAGACAUCGAAGAGUCUCAGAACUUGUUUGAUCAAUCCUUCCACGAGAGUAUCAGCGAAGAGAACAGGGCGUUGCUGAAUGAAGACUCGGAGGAGCCAGAAAUGAAGAGAGAGAGCGCGAGUGGUGGUGGUGGUUGGGCGGAAAAGCCGAGGGAUUGGUGGAUGAGCUGGGUGGGACAGAUGCAAAAGCUGUUCGUACCGCAAUGGAGAAAGACGGUCAUCUUGAUGUGGAUCAUCUGGGGAUCAAUGUCAUUCGCGUACACAAUGUUUAACGUUUGGUUACCUGCUGUGCUUGAAAGCCGAGCGUCUGGGGAUGGAGAUGAUGCGAUCACAGAAGCUCUUGGUGAUUUCGUCUUGUAUUCUGUAGCAGGUUGUCCUGGAUCUAUCUGCGGUGCGUGGAUGAUCCAAACCCGUUUGGGCCGCCGCAAAUCUCUCGCUAUAUGUACUCUUGCCACCGGCUUGUCGACAUUCGCGUUCAUCAACGUCGAGCAGAAAUGGGCGGUCGUGGUGAGCUCGAUGGUGAUCUCAGCGGCGGCCACGGCCAUGUACGCUGUGUUAUAUGGGAUGACGCCCGAGACGUUUGGAACCAACAUCAGAGGAACAGCCUGCGGCACAUCAUCCGCUCUGAGUCGUUUCACUGGCGUUUUGGCCCCGGUUUCUGCAGGGUUUCUCAUCACAGUUUCUCCCUCUCUCCCUGUCUUUACGUCGGCCGCCAUCUUUUGUAUGACGGCGGCUUGUAGUCUGGCGUUGCCUUUCGAGAGAGUAGGUGGGCCGAGUACUGGGGGGUUUGCGCAUUGA